This is a messenger RNA of Dreissena polymorpha, 3509 nucleotides long. Its product is annotated as transcription factor ETV6-like. Gene Ontology annotation, biological process: regulation of transcription by RNA polymerase II; cell differentiation. Gene Ontology annotation, cellular component: nucleus. The record is from RefSeq and is a predicted model, not a curated record. Gene Ontology annotation, molecular function: sequence-specific DNA binding; DNA-binding transcription factor activity, RNA polymerase II-specific. NCBI's taxonomy places the organism in Eukaryota, Metazoa, Mollusca, Bivalvia, Myida, Dreissenidae. Bases 264 to 1754 code for a protein of 496 amino acids. The transcript is spliced from 11 exons.
UGUAUAUUUUGUACAAGAUAGCUGGUAACUUUUUCUCGCUUCCGUGUUUGUUUUGUCUAAUGUUUGUGUUUAUUUGGCGCAAUGUUGACUGCAGACGGAAUGCGAACUGUUCAUUAAUAUAGUCGGAUUUAUGACGUAAAGCGGCAUUUUGAUUAUUAUUCGCAAACAUAGGACUGUAUGGAUAAAGACAUUCUACUAUACUACUACAUACAAGUCCAUACGUGCUUGUUACAGAAUGGCCUGCCAGAAAACCUGUCGUUGAUAUGUCGGUAUCUAGUGAUUUCCCCUCGACCAGUAUGACCAACACCAGCAUGUUACAACCGGCCAGUCUCGCCACGCAUCCACAGAGUUGGACUAAAGGCGAAGUGACUGCUUGGCUGAGAUGGUGUACGGAGGAAUAUUCGAUAGAACCCAUACCGCCGGAAAAGUUCGAUUUAAAUGGCAAAGCGCUGUGUCUCCUUACCAAGACUGACUUUAUGGACAGGAUACCACGGAACGGUGAUGUUCUGUACAAUAGUCUCAUUAAACUCAUAUCCAAGCAUCAACCCGGAAGGUCUGUCUUUACAGGGGUGUCACAUUCCGUCCCGGAAUCGAAAAAGAGCUCUGCCUCUGACCGUCUCUAUCAAACAUCUGUUUUAUCACAUCCAAAUCUGCUGAUCAUUCCACACGCGGCCAGUCCGCCGCAGCUGUCCGGCCUCCAUUCAUUGACGUAUCACUCACGCCCUGCCUAUGUGCCUAUCAGACCGAACCAUCCACAUAUUUCACCACACGAACACGACUCAUGCCAUGGACAGUCCUCGGUGAAUGGUGACAUGAUAUUCGAUGAACUUAAUACAGGUGCGGGUAACUCACCAGAAUGUCGUCUGCUCUGGGAGUUCAUACAUCUGCUACUUUCAAACCGGAAGUACACCACUUACGUCAGCUGGGAAAAUCAGGAGGAUUAUGUGUUCAGGAUUAACAAUCCAACCGGCUUAGCAGAACUUUGGGGACAGCAGAAAAAUAGGUCAAAUAUGACUUACGAGAAAUUGUCACGGGCGCUACGGUACUAUUACAGAAUGAAUAUCAUCAAGAAAGUCCCGGGGAAGAGACUAACUUACAGGUUUCUACAAUCACCGUCAAAAAUCCAGAAAGGACAACGAGGUGCUAAACCUCACUACAAGCUAUCUCUUAACGAGCUAGAAGACACAGACAUCGCCCCUGAUGCCCCAAAGUCGGCUCCGGCGGCAAUAAAACUCGACCCGGACCAAGAUAGUAGUAAUGGCAGUUCCCCAGAAGAAUUUGCUCAUACCUGUAGUACGUCGUCUAUAUCUUUCCCUCGCCCUGCUUAUCCGUUUUCCGCGGACAAACCUUCAGUGUAUUAUAGUAGAUUAGAAUUACAAACAAGGCCGACUUUUUCAGACGUUCUGUCCGAAAGCGAAAGGAUAUUUUCACAGCGCCCAUUGGCAUAUCUUGCCCACACUUCCAUACAGUCAUUUCAAAACUCUGAACACUUAAUGUUGCCAUAUUUAGCUGGUUCAAGUACCCCUCGGGUACAAAGUCCUUCGUAUGGACGGGAGAAUGACUAUUUCCGUCCACAUUCAUCGUAUUCAAUGGACGCCGUUUCCGGAAGGUUUUCCAACAGGCCUGAUUCAAUUCAUUUUGGAAACCCUAGCCUUUGUUUACCUGGCGCUUUUGGUACAGAACAUCGCUCCUCAACGUCGCUGCAAAGUGAGCCUGAAGAUUUGAGCAUUCGCUCAAAAAAUGUUACGUCAUAGCCUUAAUUACCUAAUUUGUGAUCCACUGUUUAUGUAACUUUAUGUACUAGUCAGGUCAAUAUACACCCUUAAAAACAUGGCAACAAAAAGGUAUUUUAACUGAUCCUGGAAAGGUUAAAGGUACUUCAUAAACAUAUCAAAAGUUUACCGAAAUAAGACCACCACAAAGUGUUUUGUUUUCAAGAUGGCCGCCAAAACCUAUUUAUAAUCAUUACUUUAUAACUAUCAACUUAAAUUUGAUGAUUUUGGUCUGUACACACGUUUCUGGUGGUAAAGAACACAUUAAGAUCAUCAGAUAUAGUGUACGUUUAUUAUCUUUAUCAUGAAUACAACAUGGCGUCAAUGACGGCCACCAACACCAUAAGAAGGAACACAAGGCAAUAAUGCAAACGAGAUGAUUGCUAUGUCGCCAUAGUUUGAGAGAAAACGUCACACUUUAAUUGAAUGUAUAUUUCACUAAGCAUUUGAAUAAUAAUGAAAAACAAUGUAUGACAUUCAGCUGUCGACUGUCAUUUGGUACACAAUCACAUUUGUCCAUGACAUUUGUCUUAGAGCGUUAACUUGUGGGUGUCGUCGUCCUCCUUCUCCUCAGUUCCGACAUCCCGUGAACUGUUUGGAUUUCAAUGUUUUCAGUUUUACCAAGGUCACACACGGCAGUGCAGGGGAGUCCAUAGUGUCUGAAGCUGAAUCGAGAGGAUUAGCGUCUUACAGAACAGUUACAAAGGAUGAUUUUAAAUAGUUCUUCAGGUGCAAUAUUGAUUAGGGUAAUGAUUGGAGUGUAUUGUUCGUUGUCUUGUUUCCAUCCUCAUUCAGUCAGUUUCAUAUUAUUUGCAAUCCUAACCCUUUCCAUGAUUUGAUAGUAUACCCGUUGGCUAAAGAAAACUGUUGCAUGUGCAGGGAAGUCGCUCAGAAGUGACAUGUUUUUCGGCAGUAGCGACUUUCUUUGUUAAAAGGUUAUGAUGCAUUGAUUCCAAAGAAUCAAUGGACUUACCACCAAAGAGAUCCACCAGCAGGCAUUCGCCCGUAUUUGAUGUUAUAUUAUGACUUGUUUGGAAAACAAUAAACUUGCACAUGAAGAAAUUCAUGAAGUUGAAUCAGAGUACGCUUGAACUAAAAGCAACUCAUCGCACACUUCGUCUCCUUAGAGUUCUUUCAACAUUUUUUCAAGUUUACACGUUGUGUUCCUAUGACUGUUCGUGUACAUCGGAGCAAAAUUAGAUUGUCGCCUUGUCCCUUUAGGAGUAAUGCAGGAGUCUGAUGGGAAAAAAUCUGUAGCUUCGCUUACCGACGUUGUGAUGCUAGGAUGGGAUCGCUCCACUGUUUCUUUAACAAUAUCAAUGUCUGCAUUCCCUGGUGACAGAAUCACAUAACAUCCGCUUUUAGUCAAAGCUGUGCUGAUCAGAGCAAUCAUGUUUUCCUUGUUUGUCACGAGACAAAAUGUCCUCCUUGUUGCACGAAUGUAUUGUCUGUGAAAGAAGGACCGUGUAGCUAGCGGACACCGCUGUCGCCUCUACGUAAUGCUUUACAGUGAAAUCUGCAUAAGACUCCACUAGCUUUCUCAUUUGCUGCAGCUAGUGAAGAGCAAAUCGCCGGUAAUUGAAGUGCCAGAUGCAGCAAAGACAGAAAAUCAAUCGGACACUUCCUGAACAUGCAUCAGUCCACACCAAUACGAUGACUUGUGCCUUUCGUAUUGUUUCGGCGGCCUUUUUGACGCAUUUUUUUAUUUAUGUGCACAAUAAACAAAAGUACACUGUA